This is a messenger RNA of Anthostomella pinea, 1512 nucleotides long. NCBI's taxonomy places the organism in Eukaryota, Fungi, Ascomycota, Sordariomycetes, Xylariales, Xylariaceae. The record is from the annotation of a GenBank genome assembly.
AUGUACUCGGCUCUUGCUUUCGGCCUGUUGGCCGCCGCCAAAGUCGCAUCCGCCGACCAGCAACCGAUCGUCGGCACUCCUAAAGGGGACGUCCACCAACUGGGCAAGGGCACCUUCGACGACUUCGUCAAGACCAACGACCUCGUCCUGGCAGAGUUCUAUGCCCCGUGGUGCGGUCACUGCAAGGCCCUCGCCCCUGAAUACGAAGAAGCCGCCACAACGCUGAAGGAGAAGGACAUCAAGCUGGCCAAGGUCGACUGCACAGAGGAGCAAGACCUUUGCCAAACCUACGGUGUCGAGGGCUACCCCACCCUGAAGAUCUUCCGCGGUGUCGACAACAUCACCCCCUAUUCUGGCCAAAGGAAGGCCGACGCCAUCACCUCCUUCAUGAUUAAGCAGUCUCUCCCCGCCGUUUCGCUCCUUUCCGCGGACACCAUCGAGGACUUCAAGACCGCCGACAAGGUUGUCCUGGUCGCUUACGUCGACCCCUCCGACAAGUCGGCCAACGAAACAUAUACGGCCACCGCCGAGCAACUGCGGGACUCUUACCUGUUCGGUGCUACCAACGACGCCACCCUGGCUGAGGCCGAGGGCGUUACUGCUCCCGCUAUUGUGCUGUACAAGCAGUUUGAUGAGGGCAAGUCUACCUUCACCGACAAGUUCGACAAGGACGCCAUUCUUGCAUUCGUAAAGACGGCAUCGACUCCUCUGAUCGGAGAGGUCGGCCCCGAGACCUACUCUGGUUACAUGUCUGCCGGCAUCCCUCUUGCCUACAUCUUUGCCGAGACCCCCGAGGAGCGAACCGAGCUCGGCGAGGCGCUCAAGCCUGUUGCCGAGAAGUUCCGUGGCAAGGUCAACUUCGCAACCAUUGAUGCCAAGAGCUUCGGAGCGCAUGCUGGUAACCUGAACCUCCCAACCGACAAGUUCCCGUCCUUCGCCAUCCAGGAGACCGUCAAGAACCAGAAGUUCCCCUUCGACUCGGAGAAGGAGCUUACUGCCGAUGCUAUCAGCUCCUUCGUGGAGGACUUCUCUGCCGGUAAGAUCGAGCCCAGCCUCAAGUCUGAGCCGAUCCCCGAGACCCAGGAAGGCGCCGUCACUGUCGUCGUUGGCAAGAGCUACGAGGAUAUCGUUCUGGACGACACCAAGGAUGUUCUGAUCGAGUUCUACGCUCCGUGGUGCGGUCACUGCAAGGCUCUGGCUCCCAAGUACGAGGACCUUGCAUCUCUGUACGCCAACAGCGAGUUCAAGGACAAGGUCGUCAUUGCCAAGGUUGAUGCUACCGCCAACGAUGUUCCGGAUGAGAUCCAGGGCUUCCCUACCAUCAAGCUGUACGCCGCCGGCGCCAAGAGCGAGCCCGUGGACUACAGCGGCCCCCGAACUGUUGACGACCUGAUCAAGUUUGUCAAGGAGAACGGCAAGUACCAGGCCGAGGUGGCGGAGAAGACCGAGGAAGAGACUCCCGUUGCCCCUGCUGCCACUGAAGCGGCUGGCGAGGACCACGACGAGCUAUAG